AUGUUAACUUCAUCCGGAGUAGGUCGAGGAAGUCGCGUUAAUUCCAAGAAGAAUUUAGCAUCCAGCACAAUACCGUCUGUAUCUUCCUCUGAACCGUUUUCUCCUAGUCAAAGACCGAUUAACCAACCAUCAAAGAAACUCCAGUCGUGGAAUACCGGGUCCUCUGCAAAUGUAAAUUUCAAUUCCACUAUGAUAUUACCUACUCAGUCGAUGGGGAUUCCCAUGGCAAAUUCUGGAUUUAUUGGUAGUAUGGAUAGUCGAGAAUCUCCGGUUGCUUUUGCCACACAGUUAAAUAAUGGUAGUAUGAGGCCUAAUUCAGGUCCUCCAGUUAAUAAUAAUUUAAGCAUAUCUACAACUGGAAUGGCGUAUAAUGAAUCAUCAAACAGUUUAGAUGCUCAAUCCAAUCACAAUAUGCGUUUACCAGUUUCUCCUCGGCAGUCCUAUUGUUCCAGUCAAACGCCUAUGCAACAGCAACAAUAUUCAGUUCCUAAUACAUCAAGUAACUGUACGUCGUAUCCUUCGGGUCAUGGCAAUAAUUCAUUUUACAAUCAAACUAAUCAGCAUGUUUCUAAUAUAAAUAUGAAUACACCACAACAAACACUUACAACGAACAACAGUCAAAUGUGUUAUCCGAAUAAUAGUGUGUCACUGAAUAAUAGUAAUAAUAAUGCUCAGCAUACUCCACCAAAUGUGCAUUAUCAGUCACAUACAAUGCAACCUAAUUCACAUAUACAAACUAUUUCAUCUCCAAUGACUUCAAAUUGUAAUCGAAUUUCUGCACAAUCGAACUCUAAUUCUCAAAAUUAUCUUCCACCUGCUUCUCUACCGCCACCUCCCAGUAGUAAUAGUAGUAUUGCUACCACUACUACGACUACUGCAGUUGGUUCUGCGUCGUAUACGUAUACUGAUCGCUUAGUAUGUCCAAUCACUAACGGUAUGGUAUGGGGUCCGACUCAAAUACAAUUAAAUGAUAUCAUGCAUCAGUAUCUUCCUGAAGGGAUAUAUAUACGUCGUUUCGAAUUUGAUUUGACUGCAAAUCAUCUAAGUACAAUCGUUGGACGUAGUGAUUUAGAUAUUGUAGUCUGUAGUCACCUUUUAUCAGAACCAUUACAAGUGUGCCAUUGGCCACCUGAUGCUGUACAAAUUCGUUUUAAUGACUACCUUUUGCGUCUUGAUCGUAGUUCUGUGAACGGUGGUCAACCUGCGCAUAAAGUAGCCUGCGUUAAACAACUUUGUCGACCAGGUCGUAAUCAACUGGAGAUAGCUAUACUGGGUCUUGGUGAAGAUCCUAAUCAACCAUCUACCAUGGCUAAACGUCGAGCCACCGCUCAAACACUCGAGGCUCAUCGGUUCGCAGCCUUUAUGGCACAUAUGCCAGCUCUUAACGUCCUACUUGAUGGACUUCAACGACGACGACCUGCUGGCAUAAAUACUCUUUGUGACAUUAUUGAAGGUCGUAUCGGUACACGGAACUUGAAUGAAGAUGGAAGUAUAACUCGGAAUAUAUCUGGACCUCCUCAAACACCUGUUAUUGCUGAAUUAAAUUUAAUAUGUCCAGUGUUCCGUACAAGAAUGCGUAUACCUGGUCGUAUUGCCGGUUGUCAACACGUAGAAGCAUUUGAUAUGGAAGCUUUUCUACGUAGAGAAGUUCUUUGGCCUAGGCUGAAUUGUCCAAUUUGUGGACAUAAAAGCCCUGCUGGUCUGGAUGGAUUGUGCAUUGAUACUACUAUAUUGUACGCUUCACAAUUAGUACCUCAAACAGCUGAAAGUAUUCUCGUACGCUCAGAUGGCUAUUGGCGACUGGUACCCCCAUUAUGUUUAGAUCUGCCCGUUGAUAUUGACCAGUGGCAACCUUUAAUUGGUCCGAUGACAGAACUAGUAUCCCAAGCUUUUAAUCAGAUUUCUUCAAAGGGUCCACUUCGUGGACAAACUCCUGGAAAUGCUGGAGUACGGCAAGUUGCUACUCAUUGUCAUACAAAUACCUCUCAAACAGCUCCUGAUUGGAUUCAACCUCCGUUACAAAGAAUUUCACCCCAGCAGCAUCAACAACACCAAUCUCCCAAAGUUACCACAACAUCGCGUAAACCCCAACCACUACAACCUUCGAUUCAAACAACAAAAGUUGUCACAUCUCAGCAAGACUUGACGAAUUCCCCGCAACGGAUUUCUGAUUGUUGUUCACCUAGUAAUCAAACUAAUUUGGAAAAUGUUUGUUCAAGUGUUAGUUGUGGGCCUAGUGGUGAACUAGUUGAUUCUGCUUAUUCAUCAGCAGCUUCACGACCUUCAUCACAACCCGUCUCAUGGAUCGGAACACAAUCCUCACCGGAUAAAAUGAGUACCUCCACAUCGUUGCCAUCUUCACCAUCAGUUUCUACUCGUUCUGUUAGUUGUUUUUCAAUGGCUGCUAUACCAGGCGUAAAUAUGUGUGUUGUCGAUAGUAUGUCGUCCACAUCAUCUAGUCUGUCAACUACAUCUACGUAUCCAACAAUGAUUACAAAAUCAUUUCUAUCGACAUCUGCAAGCUCGAAUAUGGGUAAAGGAGUACCUUUUGAACAAUCUAUAGAGGUUGGGAGUGAUGACAACUCUUAUCAAACUCCUAUAACGACAACAAUAUCUGUCCCUUCAAAGGUUUUUUCAACGAAUGAAGUGUCGGCGAAAAGUGGUGUUGUUACUAGCGAGUAUUGCAGUCCAUCAGCUGUUAACCUGGAAUCAUCCAGUAGCUUAGCAUCAUCAACCAGAAGAUGUCCAACAUCCUCACUGAAUAUGGGGUUAGAUUUUUUGUUGACUGAAGACCAAACAGUUACGUCAAUCGCUAUGUGUUCUGGCGAAAGGAGUCCACAAAUGUCUUCAGCAAUUGUUUCUGCUGCUGUUCGUUCUCUUCUUACGUCAACGUGUGAUACAGUCGGUAGUAGUAUAUCACCAGCUGUUUCUGCUUCAGCUACAAAUUCGGAUGAUUUUCCCGUUACUAAAACAGUAUGCUCUAACAGUUCAUGCAGUGAACAGUCUACCUCUCCUAAAAGUGAGAAUAUUUCUUUUAAUCGUGAACAACCAAGUGAUUAUGGAGAUAGAUUGAUCCCUAAUUCCUUCUUGAGUGGAGAAGAAACGUGUAAACUUAGUAGCGAACUAUCAAAUUGUACACCUAAAGUUGAAGGUGACGUGAAAAUGAGCUUAAAUGAACUUAAUAAUGAAGACACAUCACAAGUACUUAGUGAAGUGUCUAUGCCAACUAAACGAAUGAAAUUAGAAUCACCACAAAUUAGCCCACAAAUAUAUCUUCAUGCUUGUAUUGCUGAAGACACUGCAAAUCUUCCGGCUAAACAAGAUGAUGAUACUGUUUCAAAUCAACAAUCUACCAUGAAUUCAGUGACAACAACUACACUGAAUGAUGGGUUAUACGAAGUGAAAAAAGUUAUCUCAGGACAUUCGAAUGACAUUGAUGAUGGUAAUAUUCCUGAAUAUGUUGGUCUAGUUAGUAAUGAUUUUGAUGAGGAAAAGAUUUCUAUAGAAUUGAUACACUCUGUAUCUUCUAAAAUCGAUCAGCUAGACUUGUUUCUGGAUGAAUCGUACAUACGAUUUGUGGAACAUUUUCCUUGUGUUUAAAUAACAACAAAACUUACACUACACAAGUCAUCACUAUUUCGUAUUGGGUCGGUUGUUGUCCAGUUAUCUUACGUAAUCAUUCCUAUGUUAAUAUGUAUAUAAAGAUAUAUAUUUGCUUACUUUAUUGUACAAUACGAAUUAGGUUAUUUCUAAUUUAUUCAAUGGUAUGUAAUGCUCAACACAAAGAUUCUUUAUAUUAAAUUUCCUUCUAAUCUUUUACUCCUUUUCAAUUUACUUAGAUAAAGAAUUCGUUUUCGUAUUUGUUUUUAGGAUUAAUGAAAGUCACAAUUCAUUUUUUGUGUUUUAAAUGAGUAAAAUGCAUUUUUAACUUUUGUCAUAUUUAUACAAUUCACUGUUUCAAAUUAGUCAUCUUAUGUCUCUUCUUUUUAUCACAAAAUGGUACAGUUUAAAAUUUCUUAAUAAAAUGUAGAAUGUACUUUUAAUAUGUCCAGUUUUUUCUGUAGUUGUUUAUUGGCUAGUCAGGG
Messenger RNA from Schistosoma turkestanicum, 4085 nucleotides. The record is from the annotation of a GenBank genome assembly. Lineage: Eukaryota; Metazoa; Platyhelminthes; Trematoda; Strigeidida; Schistosomatidae.